Triplophysa rosa is the source of this 1673-nucleotide messenger RNA. RefSeq names its product mucin 13b, cell surface associated (gene muc13b). The coding region runs from base 1 to 1578 and encodes 525 amino acids. NCBI's taxonomy places the organism in Eukaryota, Metazoa, Chordata, Actinopteri, Cypriniformes, Nemacheilidae. The transcript is spliced from 12 exons. The record is from RefSeq and is a predicted model, not a curated record.
AUGCGUUUACUAUUCAAAAGCAUUUUGUGUUUUUGCUUGGUGGCUGCGUCGGCUGGAGAACAGACUAAUGAUCAGAGCACCACGACCACUAUCACUCCUGCCACCACAACUGUCACCACGCCUGCCACCACAGCUGCCACCUCGCCUGUCACCACAGCUGUCACCACAGCUGCCACCUCGCCUGUCACCACAGCUGCCACCUCGCCUGUCACCACAGCUGUCACCACAGCUGCCACCACGCCUGCCACCACUCCUGCCACCACACCUGUAACCACUCCUGCCACCACGCCUACCACCACGCCUGUAACCACUCCUGCCACCACACCUGUAACCACUCCUGCCACCACGCCUACCACCACGCCUGUGACCACUCCUGCCACCACACCCGCAACCACGCCCGUAACCACUCCUGCCACCACGCCCGCAACCACGCCCGCAACCACGCCCGUAACCACUCCUGCCACCACGCCCGCAACCACGCCUGUAACCACUCCUGCCACCACGCCCGCAACCAUGCCUGUAACCACUCCUGCCACCACGACAAAAGGACCCUGCACUCCAAAUCCUUGUAUUGGAAAUGGAAUCUGUGAACAGCGGCAUGAGGGCUUUUUCGUUUGCACCUGUCGGUCUGGGCUGGUUUACGAUAACACCACAGGCUGUAUUCCAGCAAAGGUCUUCCCUGGUGAUUUAACUUUAGAUGACACUUUUCUAGCCGGUAUGUCUGACAAGACAACUGAAUUGUUUAGAAAAACAGCUGAAAAAAUCCAGGAACAGCUCCGGGCUGUUCUCCAAGAUGAUGCUGGCUACCUUUAUUCUCUUGUUUUGAGUUUGAAAAAGGGCAGUAUUGUUGCAGAAGUGCAGAAUUUCUAUGGCGUUUCAUCAGUUGCCACAACAGAAUCAGUUGGAAACCUGAUAAAAAGUAUACCAAAUGCAACAUUUAACGGAAAGUCGGUGUGUGAUGUUGGUUUCUGUGAUGAUACCAGCACAACUUGUGAGGGUGAUGGUAUUGCAGUGUGUACCUGCCGUAGCGGGUACAUCAAGUCAAAAUUCUCAUCUCAAUCCUGCUUCUCUUGUCCCCAUGGGGAAAAAGCAGUUGAUUUAGAAACCUGUAAAAAGUGUGAUUUUGGCUUUUCUGGAUUCAACUGCAAGGAACCUUACCUGUUGGUCGUGGUUGUGGUGUCCUGCGUGUUGGGCACAUUGCUGAUCAUAUUUGUUGUGGCACUUAUAGUUGUGAGCAGCAGGAAACAAAAAGUAAACAGCUCACAGUCCAAGGAAGAUUUUAGCGUGGAAAUGCAUAAACCCAUUGAAGUUCCCAGGAUCCCCCGGGUCAAUCCUACUUCAAACUGGCAGCCUGCAAAUCUGGAAGUGACCAAUAGUGGGAGCACUGAGGCACUGGUGACCAAAAGUCUGCGAGACAACAAAUCGCGCUACACUACUUACGAUAAUGACAGUGAUGACGGUAGGAACGGGAAUGAUGAUCCUCCAGUGUACGGUGGGGUCAGGGUUAUGGAAAAUGGUUUAAGAGGCAACCAAAACCCAUACUAUCGGCAAGAUGAGGACAGAAUGCGCAGAUAUUAGCUGCACGGGAUAGAUCCUUGUUCCUCAACGUUUUUCAAAUAAAAGGCUGAAUUACAUUUUAUUCAUUUCUUAAUUGACCAAAAUAUUUUCAAGAA